GGUGGGGGGCUGGGGAGAGCUUGCGAGAGAAGCGGCGCGUAAGAGGGCUGCGCCGCUUCGGGACCCGCGGUGUAGUGGGGCCAUGGCGUCGCUCCGCUGUAGCUCGGUGGUGUGUGUGAUCUGCUUAGAGACUCCCAAGUACCGCUGCCCGACCUGCCGCGUGCCCUACUGCUCCGUGACCUGUUUCCAGAAGCACAAGGAGCAGUGCAACCUUAAAACUCAUCCUGUGGAGAAAAGAAGAUCAGCUCCUCCUGUAAAAGUUGCACAGCUUGAGGAAAACAAAGAUGACGAUUCCUCUGUAGCUGAUUUUCUCAAUAGCGAUGAGGAAGAGGACAGAGUUUCUUUGCAGAAUUUAAAGAAUUUAGAGUUUCACUGUGUAGUUUGGGCUGGCCUUGAACUCACAGGAAGCCUCAGCCUUUCAAGUGCUGGGAUUACAGGCAUGUGCCACCAUGCCUGCCCCAGCCCUUACAACUUUGAGACAGUUACUAUGUCACCAGGUUGCCCAGGUGAGUCUGCACCAUUAAGAAACUUACUGCUUAACCCCCACCUGAGACAGCUGAUGGUCAACCUUGAUCAGGGUGAUGACAAGGCAAAACUCAUGAGAGCCUACAUGCAAGAGCCCUUGUUUGUGGAGUUCGCUGACUGCUGCCUAAGGGUUGUAGAACCAUCCCGGAAUGAAGACUCUUAAGGUGGAUUGCUGUGCUCCUUGCCGAAGCACGUAACUGACACUCAGAGGCUGCCCAUUGCUUCUCCCAUGGGGGCAGCUGGUGUGGGACCUUAGGUGAGGCCGGUGAGGUCCCAGAGGCAGCAGACUCGCUGCUGUCGGCUAUGCAGGUCCUCGCCUCCGCGGACAUGGGCUCAUGUUUCAGACAGAUGACUUUAUUCAAGGUGGCUAUCCUUUGUGAGACUUGACAUGCACAUGUACAUCGCUGUCUUAAAAUACUUUAUCUUUGGUACAGUUUGGGUAGACAUCAUAAAUAUCAAGUUUUAUACCCAUGAGUUAAAAACUGGAUCAGUGUUAAUAAAAUCAAGAUAUGGCA
This is a messenger RNA of Chinchilla lanigera (long-tailed chinchilla), 1040 nucleotides long. It is a transcript of the gene Znhit3, whose product is annotated as zinc finger, HIT-type containing 3. Gene Ontology annotation, biological process: snoRNA localization; maturation of LSU-rRNA from tricistronic rRNA transcript (SSU-rRNA, 5.8S rRNA, LSU-rRNA); box C/D snoRNP assembly. Gene Ontology annotation, molecular function: protein binding. Gene Ontology annotation, cellular component: nucleus; pre-snoRNP complex. The transcript has 6 exons. The coding region runs from base 83 to 688 and encodes 201 amino acids. The record is from RefSeq and is a predicted model, not a curated record. NCBI's taxonomy places the organism in Eukaryota, Metazoa, Chordata, Mammalia, Rodentia, Chinchillidae.